This is a messenger RNA of Drosophila guanche, 1020 nucleotides long. RefSeq names its product lysine-rich arabinogalactan protein 19-like. NCBI's taxonomy places the organism in Eukaryota, Metazoa, Arthropoda, Insecta, Diptera, Drosophilidae. The record is from RefSeq and is a predicted model, not a curated record. The transcript is spliced from 2 exons. Bases 372 to 992 code for a protein of 206 amino acids.
UCGUGUCCGAAGGAAGCAACGAUCAUACCCUUCACCUUAGAAGAAAUUGAUUUGAUUACGAAGGAGCAUAACGAGCUAAGAAACCAAGAGCAGGUGGCUAUAUGAAGUUGCCCAAGGCAGCCAGAAUGUUGACGAUGCAGUGGGACUUAGAUCUGGCGAAAGUGGCCGAUGAGGAUGUGUCAAAUGAAGAAGCUUUCUUGUGCCACAACGCCAGAAUAUUCGUAUACCGGCCAGAAUGAAGCUAUGUAAGCCAAAAGCUGCCAGUGGCCCGGCAAGGUUAUACUCAAGAAGCAAAUCGAGGACUGGAAGAGGCAGGGAAACUAUGCACGGGAUUACCAUUGUCCGGGCAAACAUCGGCUUACUUCCUUCAAAUGGUGCGCGAUAAAUGUAACCGUUUUGGAUGCGCCGUCACUUGCUUUACCGAAUCAGAUAGAAUCACGUAUCAGCUAAUGAAAUGCAUUUAUAGCUGCACCAUGGAAAUAUCCACCCCUUAUAAUCCCGUGUAUGUGACGUCGGCAGACUCAGGUGUAGACUGUCAGUUAGGCACCAACAAAGCUUACCCCAACCUGUGCCACAAGAGAGAACGCGCCGCGCCAUGCAACGCAACUAAGGAAGACAAGCCACGUCCAUAUCCUGUACAACCUACACCUGGAGACUGUCCCACUCAAUGUACAAUGCCUUCCUACCCACCGGAUAAAAAUUACAAGCCACCACCAAUACCGAAAAACCCGACUGUGCCUGCACCUGGUCCUGCCUUUCCAGCCCCAUCGCCGCCACCAUACUACAUUCACCAGCCUCCCUUUAUGGGGCCAAGGACUCUCAGGACAGCUCGAACAGCUGGACCAUCUCGAAAGAGAUCCCGGCAGAGGCCCCGACUCAAUUCCCAAGAGCUAGCCAGCGCGGAGUAUGACUUUUCCGAUUACAUUCAUGAUGUGGAUCCCUGUGACACCUGCACCACAACAACAUGCAACUUAAAGUAUGAUUGCUUUUAAUUAGUAGUAAAUCCGUUUGCAAUUGUCC